UAGCUUGUAGUUUGCGUGCUGUAAUGUUAGCAAUGGCACCGAAUGCUAAAACAACAGAGCCGGAGGUGCGUUUACGGACUUGUUAGCCGCUGACAGAAUGAGAUAAGAUGGAUGGUGCGGUGGUGGGCUCUUCUGUUGCCGAAGAGGACGAGUGUUCAGACGGCUCAGAGGCUUUAUGUUUGAUGAGAGUCGGAAGAAAUUCAGACUGGCUUCGGCUGUUCGAAAACACUGAGAUCACUAUUGGACGUGGCGUGGAUGUCACCUACCAGCUGCUGUCUCCAAGUUGUCCUCUCAUGAUCUCCAGGUUGCACUGCACUAUCAAGCAGAAUACAGACGGACAGUGGACUGUAACAGACAAGAAGAGCCUCAAUGGUGUGUGGGUGAAUGGAAAACGCAUUCCCGCUGAAGAAGUCCAUCAGCUCAGGCUCGGAGACUCCAUCCAACUUGGGGUUCCAUUAAGUGGAAGCAAAGUGGAAUUUGACUACAUCCUCGCCCAGCGUCCCCUCAAAGACAUUAAACUCUGCCUUGCAAAGGAGCACAAAGAUGGCGCUAAGUCAGCCCCAGUUUCUAAGAAGUCCAAGAGGAAGCUCUCCAUGGAAGAAGUUGAGCCGUCUACGUCAAAGCCCAAGCUGUACCGACACUCUACCGCUGACAAGUCAUUUGCAAAGCCCUGUCCUCUGCCACAAGUGAAACGUCAACAGAGGCUCAGUCACUCAGAACCAGAGAAAACUGGGCCCAGCCAACAAGUCCAGGAUGUAGACCAGCCUUUCUGUGGCUCCAGUGAUCCCUGUGACCUGGACAACCUGCAGAUGUACAGCCAAAACAUUCUGUUGCUGAGGGAGCAGGUGGACGACACACAGAGGCAGGUAGCUUCUCUGGAGGGCCAGCCCCGGCAGGCUGACCCUCUCAAAGAAGAGCAGGUGAAGGAGCUGCAGGGUCAGCUGGAGACGCUCCGAGCCAAAAUGCACCGGAUGGAAACGUUGGAAAAAUCCUUCAGUGAAACCAAGAAGCAGUUGGAGGCUGAGAAAACGCAGCAAAAGGAGGAGCUUUUGACAAAACAGCUGGAAGAAGCCUUGCAAGAGCAAAAGAAAGUAAUAGAUGAACUCGCCCUUUCUCGGCAAGACUUUGAAGAGAUUCUUUUAGCCAAAAACAAAGAAUUGGAAGUUACAAAGGAGGAGAAAGAAAAAGCAAGAGCCCAAAAAGAAGAAGUGGUUACACAAGUGACUGAAGUUCUGGAGAACGAGCUUCAGUGCAUCAUCUGCUCCGAGCUCUUCAUUGAGGCAGUGAUCCUGGGCUGUGCUCACAGCUUCUGUUCUCACUGCAUCCAGCAGUGGCGCAAAAAGAAAGACGAGUGUCCCAUCUGCCGACGGGCCAUCCAGUCCCAGACCCGCUGCCUGGCGCUGGACAACUGCAUCGAUAGCAUGGUGGAAAACCUGAGCCUGGACAUGAAGGCGAGACGCCAAACCCUGAUCACACAGAGGAAAGCAGCUAACCCCGCGGCGGUGAUGGUGAUCGAUGACGAGGAGGAGGAGGAGGACGACGACGAGGACAACAGCAGCACCUGGAGCAGCGACAGUGACGGCAGCAUGGUGUCCAUCGACAGCAGCCUGAGCUCUGUGGUGUCUGUGGACGGUAGCAUCCAUUUGGACUCUAGCCCUUCGUACAUCGGUUACUCGGAUGAGAGCUUUGAUGAGUUUGAGAGUUAAUCCUGUUCCCCCUGUGAGCUGAAAUAUGAACUGGACUCUUUGAUGUUUGGAUUUCCCUUGAAGGACAUUUGAAAUGGUACACAAAAUUUGGUCUCAUCAUGAGACGGCAACCAGAUUUAGACAGAAGUUUCUUUAGUUCUGUCUCUUUUUUUUGUAACAUCAUUUAGUGGUUUUAUUGUCUUUAUUUUCAACAAAAGGAAUAAAGUUUCUGCCAGUAUGCAUGUCA
Solea solea (common sole) is the source of this 1932-nucleotide messenger RNA. It is a transcript of the gene rnf8, whose product is annotated as ring finger protein 8, E3 ubiquitin protein ligase. NCBI's taxonomy places the organism in Eukaryota, Metazoa, Chordata, Actinopteri, Pleuronectiformes, Soleidae. The transcript is spliced from 9 exons. Gene Ontology annotation, cellular component: cytosol; ubiquitin ligase complex; site of double-strand break. Gene Ontology annotation, molecular function: ubiquitin protein ligase activity; histone binding. Gene Ontology annotation, biological process: protein K48-linked ubiquitination; ubiquitin-dependent protein catabolic process; double-strand break repair. The record is from RefSeq and is a predicted model, not a curated record. The coding region runs from base 108 to 1706 and encodes 532 amino acids.